AUGGGCUGGGUCUCGCUUGCCAGCGGGGAGCACGGCGGGGGCGGGACGGUGGACGGGGAGUCGGGGAGGAGGGUGGUCGUGGCCGCCGCCACCACGUUCUUGGCGUCGCUGGUGGGGGUGCCGCUCAGUGCGCGCGCGCUCACAUACGGCAGGAAGUUUGCUGUCAUCGCCACUUCGGCUUGCUUCGUUGUGUGCUGGUCGCUGAAGCUGUCGGGCGGCGGGUGGCGGGUGGUGGGGGCGCGCGUGGCGGCGGGGCUCGGCGGCGCCGGCGCCUACUCCGUGCCGCCGCUCAUAGCGCGAGAGAUGUGCGAGUCCAGUAUACGCGGCGCAGCUUCAUCUGCCCUCAUCCUCGCUCACAACUUGGGUUUCCUGGUGAUGUACAUGGCCGCUGACUUCGGGCUCCAGCACAGCACGGUAUUGUGGUCGUGCCUGGCCGUGUCGGCGGUGCACUGCGUAUUGUUUCUACUGGUGCCAGAGUCACCCGCGUAUCUCGCAGCCACUGGCAGACACCAGGAGGCAGCGGCAUCACUGGCGUGGCUGCGCGGUCUACCUACAGGACACCCCACACUCGACGCUGAGGUGGCCGCGCUCCCACCACCAGACCCCGCACCGAUGUCUCCUAUAGCCCUGUUCAAAGAUAUGCUAAGUGAUAUGGGUCGUCGCCGGGCCUUCAUCAUAUGUUUCGUGGCGAUAGUCGGUCAGGAAGCGUGCGGCGUAUACACGUUGAUGCAGUUUGCCGAACGAGCUUUCGUUCUCGCUAGAGACACCGGUGUCGAAAGCGCAAAACCACUAGUGAAUUCUAACGAAACCGUAGCCAGAGAAGUUUCAACUUAUGAUGGUAUCGUCGCCGAUGCUCUAUCGAUGGCUGGAAGCGAAUGGUCUAAUGCGACUGCUGCUCCUGGCGAGUUGGCGAGCAGGGAAAUCGUUUUGCUGUCACCGGCGCGGCAGGCUGUGAUACUUGGAAAGUUGUUGGUGUGGUGUGGUGUGUUGACGGCGCUGUGCCUGUGCGCGGGCGGCGCGUGCGCGGCGUGGGCCGCGGGGGCCGCGGGGGGCGCGGGGGCGGCGCGGUGGGGCGCGGGGGCGGCCCUGGCGGGGGCGGUGGGGGCCGACAGCGCGGGCUUGCAGUCCGCGCCCUACGCGCUGCUAGCUGACAUGUUCACCUAUCCAGUUUAUUUAUCACACAAUCAUUGA
Diatraea saccharalis (sugarcane borer) is the source of this 1191-nucleotide messenger RNA. The record is from the annotation of a GenBank genome assembly. NCBI's taxonomy places the organism in Eukaryota, Metazoa, Arthropoda, Insecta, Lepidoptera, Crambidae.